Lodderomyces parapsilosis is the source of this 345-nucleotide messenger RNA. RefSeq lists its product as uncharacterized. The record is from RefSeq and is a predicted model, not a curated record. The coding region runs from base 1 to 345 and encodes 114 amino acids. Gene Ontology annotation, molecular function: proton-transporting ATP synthase activity, rotational mechanism. Gene Ontology annotation, biological process: proton motive force-driven ATP synthesis. The transcript has a single exon. NCBI's taxonomy places the organism in Eukaryota, Fungi, Ascomycota, Pichiomycetes, Serinales, Debaryomycetaceae.
AUGAGUACAAUUUGUAAACCAAUUAGAAAAAUUUCCUUCAACAAAAAUAAAGCUCUGGCCGAUACCGAGAAGUCAAAGAGAAAAGAGAAAAGAGAAAAGAGAAAAAAUUAUUCACCAUUGAUCAACAACCACCACAAGCAUCUAUUCACAACCAUGUCAGCGUACAAACAAGCAGGUAUUUCAUUAAACAAGGCAUUUGCUAUUGCGGCACAAACUUUGAGAAACUCAUUGAAGCCAGAAUUUAAAGCUGCUGCCGAAAGAAGAGGUGUUGUUGAAGCUAAAGUUGCCGUUUACGAAAAUGGAAAAGCUGGUGAACCAAGAGAAUUGAAACCAAUUGACAAAUAA